Bactrocera oleae (olive fruit fly) is the source of this 1107-nucleotide messenger RNA. RefSeq names its product mitochondrial ribosomal protein S26 (gene mRpS26). NCBI's taxonomy places the organism in Eukaryota, Metazoa, Arthropoda, Insecta, Diptera, Tephritidae. Gene Ontology annotation, cellular component: mitochondrial small ribosomal subunit. The record is from RefSeq and is a predicted model, not a curated record.
GUUCGCUGUCGAACCUGCACCUUCUCAUUGUUUUAAGUUCUCGGGUUUUAAGUUCUCUGGUUUUAAGUUCUCUGAUUUUACAUUCUCUGCCAUCUGUGUUCCAAUUUUCAUUAUAUUCCUUUUGUCACAUGAGUUUAGCAAUUAUACUAUUUUGUUAUUUUCAGCCACAUGCAGUGAAAUUAAUAUUUAGAACUAAACAUUGUUCCACGCAUAUUUGUAGCCGCGAAUGUGAUAUUAUCAUCGAGUUAACAGUGUGAAAAUUGUUAAAUUGCUGAAGCGGUAAACAUCGUAAUUAUAUAGCUGGCAACUGUACGCCAUAAUGCUACGUACCACAACCGACGUUUUAUCAAGGCUCACAAUUAAUGAGUUGAAAACCAGCAGCUCCGCUUUUGCAUUGGAAUUCGUGCGUUGGCGCCGAAAGCCACGUUGGUUACCAGUGGCAAAGAGUAAACUAUAUCGCGUGCCCGAACGUAAGGAACAAAAUGCGGAGGAAAAAGCAGAACUCAUGCGUUUGCAUAAUAAUUACAAGCUGCAAAUGCGCUCUUUACGACAGUAUCUACGUGAAGAGGUUUUACGUUUGAAUGUAACAUCCACGGCUGAUCACAUUGUGCUUACGCCGGAGCAAGAAGAAGCCGAAUUCGCACGUUGUAUGCAAGAGAACGAAGCAUGGAAUCACAAAAUUUCGGUCGAAAGAAACGAACGUUUGUUGAAGGAGCGUGCGCAACAAGCAGCCAAAAUACGUGAACGUUUAGAAGCGGCACGUGUGCGUGAAGAGGAGCGCAUGGAACGUAUUGAGGAAAUAGUUAGGCGUGAAAAAGAAUUAGCGAAAACAUUUAUAACCCACGAAAAUCUUGAAACUGCUAUUGAACAGGCCUUAGCCAAUACAGUUGACUAUAAUUUCUCUAUAGAUUUACAGGGUAAUAUCUAUCGAGGACGCACCACUCUGCCAGAUGGAAAAGGUACGCCAGCCAACAGUGGCGUGCCAGAUAAUGAAGUCCGACAAACAAUUGAAGCUAGUAAUUAGUCAGUUAAUGCUUUAAAAUUAUGUUCAAUUAAUAAAGUGGAAAAUAUAUUGGCCAUUGUCUUACAAGUAGAAAUUCGUGAAAA